Molecule: messenger RNA, 1511 nt
Organism: Nothoprocta perdicaria
Lineage: Eukaryota; Metazoa; Chordata; Aves; Tinamiformes; Tinamidae
Gene: SPP1
Product: secreted phosphoprotein 1
Exons: 7
Coding region: 84-1220 (378 amino acids)
Biological process (GO): osteoblast differentiation; positive regulation of bone resorption; ossification
Molecular function (GO): extracellular matrix binding
Source: RefSeq, a predicted model, not a curated record
CUGCCUGGAGCUGCUGCUGGAAGCACUACCAGAGCUCCCGUCGCAACCAACCCUUCCGACAUCAGAGCAGGGAGAACUUCAUCAUGAAGGUGGCAGUGCUUUCUUUGUGCUUUAUCAGCAUCACCAUCGCAUGGCCAUUGAGCAAAUCCAAGCAGCAUGCCAUUUCUGCCAGCUCUGAAGAAAAAUAUGAUGCCAGGGGCCACCAAUUGCACAGACACCCCCAUGUGAAUUCUCAGUCUCAUGAGAAUCCGCUGCUCCCACGAGAUGACCUGGCCUCACCUCAGAAGACUCUCUAUUCUUCAGAAGAGCGAGCUGAUGUCCUUGUACAAGAGCGCUUUCCUGCCGUAUUCAGCAAGAGCCAUGAGGAUCCAGAUGAUGACGUAGACGAUAAUGAUUCCAAUGACACAGAUGAAUCUGAUGAGGUUGUCACGAAUUUUCCCACCGAUGCUCCAGUAACUGAACCCUUCCCACCCUACACCCGGGGUGAUAACGCAGGCAGAGGCGACAGCGUCGCGUACAGAAUUAAGGCAAAAGCUGCAGUGAUGACGCCCAGCAAGCUCCACAAAGCUGCAAGAAAGCAGCUGAUGGUCCACGAUGUCACCGAGGAGGACUUGAGCGCCCUGGCUGCCGACAGCCGCCAAGAGGGCUUCUCCAAGGAAGACUUCGGGGUGCACCGCUUUGCAAAGAAGUAUGCAGAGAGCCUGGAAUGGGGCCUCAAGAGCCGUGGGCAGGACAGCAACGAGGUGGUCCGCAAGCUGCCUGCCCGGAGCAUGGAGGAGGACAGUCGCCAGAAAUUCGACCGCCCCGAGAGAGACAGCAGCGAGUGGGGGGCCAGAGGCGACAGACCCCUGAGCAGGGAAAGCAGGGAGAGCCAGGCUCGCGUUUCAGCCGAGCUCCCCGACGGUGACAGUCCCCUGAGCAGGGAGAGCCAGGCCCGCGUUUCAGCCGAGCUCCCCGACAGUGACAGUCCCCUGAGCAGGGAGAGCCAGGCCCGCGUUUCAGCCGAGCUCCCCGACGGUGACAGCCCCCUGAGCAGGGAGAGCCAGGGCCGCGUUUCAGCCAAGAUCUUCGGCGACAGCCCCCUGAGCAGGGAAAGCGGGGAGAGCCGGGCCCGCAUUUCAGCCGAGCUCCCCGACGGCGACAACAGCAAUCAAACCCUGGAGAGUGCUGAGGAUGCUCAAGAUCGUCUCAGCAUUAAAUACAAUGAAGUUGCCCGCUAAAGGGAAACAAACCUUUUUCCUUGUUGUAAUUUUUACUUGGCAGGGAGGGGGAACAGUUGCAUUUCCAUAAUUGUUUGUAAAUGUAGAACGUGUGGUGAUCUUUUUCCCCCUCCAACCUUGGAGCAGAAGCUAGGCUGUUUUAUUACCCAGGCAGUCCCCUAUAGGUGACACCAGCCCUGCUUUCCAGCAUGCGAAUGCAAGCCCUCCUUACUGCAUCUGUUCCUGUUCUGCCUGAAUGUGAUGAUGUAGAUAGGAGCAAGGCAAACGCUGGUUUUGUUUUGUUUGUUUUGU